This is a messenger RNA of Plasmopara halstedii, 780 nucleotides long. Its product is annotated as acidic partial. Bases 1 to 780 code for a protein of 259 amino acids. The transcript has a single exon. NCBI's taxonomy places the organism in Eukaryota, Oomycota, Peronosporomycetes, Peronosporales, Peronosporaceae. The record is from RefSeq and is a predicted model, not a curated record. Gene Ontology annotation, biological process: cell wall macromolecule catabolic process; chitin catabolic process; carbohydrate metabolic process. Gene Ontology annotation, molecular function: chitinase activity.
AUGAUGUUCAUCGGAAUUUUAGCAACAUUGCGUCUUUUGUCUGUGGUUUCUGCUGUUUCAAACGACAAUGUUCAAAACUCAACACCCGAAAUUAGCCUCACUCCGACAGAAAAAGCGUCACCUUCGACUUUGUGUUUAGCUGAACAUCCAGGGGUUUCUCGUUUCUUCAAUCAAAAUCGCUUUCACGAGAUAUUUCCAAAUGCUAUUGAACUCUAUACAUUCAAUGGUCUUGUCAACGCCGCCAAUCAAUACUUGGAGUUUGCGAAUACUGGUAAUGAGACCAACGACAAGCGCGAGUUAGCAGCAUUUCUAGCUCAGAUGGCUCACGAGAGUGACAAUUUUAAAGCAGCCGAAGAAUACGGUCACGAAAACUACACAGUAUGGCAGUAUUGUGACAAUACUACUUACCCAUGUGUUCCUGGUCGUCGAUACCAUGGUCGUGGUCCUAUUCAGCUCUCUUGGAACUACAAUUACUACAAUGCUGGCAAUGCUCUUGGUAUUGAUUUACUUACCAAUCCUGACACAGUUGCCACUAAUACAACAGUCGCAUGGAUGACGGCGCUUUGGUAUUGGAUGACCCCACAAGCUGGACGCGUGAUCCACGAUGUUGUUUCUGGAAUAAAUGGAUUUGCAAUCUCUACCGAUAUCAUUAAUGGUGGACUAGAAUGUGGUCCAAACGCUCCGAAUAAAAGAAGUGAGUUGCAACGUAUGAGUUACUUUACCCAAAUGUGUGAUGUUCUAGGGGUACAGCCACUGGGCAACAUCUCUUGCAAUGAGUAA